UGCUGGGUAGGGAAGAUGUUGCGUCCAGUUUGGCGGUGGCUUUGCCUCGGACUGUGCAGCCUCCUGCUGGGACAGGCGGAGGCCCCGAGCCCCGUGGAGCCGCCGGAGCGGAGCCGGCCGUAUGCGGUGCUGCGUGGGCAGAACCUGGUGUUGAUGGGAACUAUUUUCAGCAUCCUGCUGGUGACCGUGAUCCUUAUGGCAUUUUGCGUCUACAAGCCCAUUCGGCGUCGGUGAUGGCCAAGCCAGCCCUCCCACGAGCAUUUGGGAGCAGAAUAAGUUGUGUUGCACAUGGGUCAGUGGAGAAGGUGGAAUCAGAACUUAACUGCUUGGAAACGAUCAUCGGUCUGGACAGUUGGUAAAUGCUGAAUGAUUUAGAAAAAACAUUUAGCCAUUAUCUUAUCCUAACACUGUAAUGCAAGUAUUUGGCCACUUGAGCCUGCUUCUCAGUGUUUUUUAUAUCCGGCUGUACCUGUUGAAAGUAAGACCUGAAGCUCCAAGGUUCAGGGUAAAGAUGGAGUGUUCACGAGAAAGAAAACAUGACUUUGUGAGUGAUGUAAAAGCCACACUGGAAAGGAAUAAUCAUUAACGCUUGAAAAUAUUAAGAAGAGUAAGACUUAACAUGUAGACAUUCCCUGCUUAAGAACCAUUUGGUCACAACGGGUUAAGAAUCCCAAAUGUUUUUAAUUAUCCCGAGUUGGCCUAGAUGCCCCGUUUGCAAAGCAGUGUCAGCUGUGGGGAACAUAGGCCGCCACUCCUCACUCUGCACGGAGCUCUGCACUCAGACGCCCCCACUGAAGUCGGGGUCACACCAGCUAGGCCUGUGACCAUGGGCACCCUUGGGCUGGAAGGCACUGGGGGUGGCUGGAAGUGUUAGCACUUGGCCCAUCUGAAAAAGAAUUGGUGCCAUUCAAACACGUUGAUCUCCUUGUCCUGCACUUAAGUCUUCCCAGCCCUUGGCCUAGAAGUCAGGGCAGAUUUUUUUUUUUUUUUUUUUUUGCGGUACGCCGGCCUCUCACUGCUGUGGCCUCUCCCGUUGCGGAGCGCAGGCUCCGGACGCGCAGGCUCAGCGGCCAUGGCUCACGGGCCCAGCCGCUCCGCGGCAUGUGGGAUCCUCCCGGACCUGGGCAAGAGCCCGUGUCCCCUGCAUCGGCAGGCAGGCGGACUACCAACCACUGCGCCACCAGGGAAGCCCUGGGGCAGCUUUUCUAAUUUGGAAUCUAAAAGAGACUCAGUAGGACCUCUUUUCCGCCCUGGGUGGGGAGGGGCUACAGAAGUGCGUGUUCACUGUGGCGGGUGGGUGUGUGUUUACACAAUUUAAUUUCAACUUUGAAAAUGCUGCUAUUCAUUUGCACUGUUGGUGAACUGGAAUUUUCCCCCAUGGAAAUACUUUCGAACAUACAGUAUUUAUUUUAUUUUAAGGGUGCUAGGUUUAACUUUGUUAAAUUAAAAUGCUUAUCUUGUUUGUGCUCCAUUCAAGCACAGCACUGAUUUUUUUUUUUUUUUUAACAACCGGCACUUAAUGUGAAAUAACUGAUGUGGGAUACAGUAACUGACUUAAGGAUUUUGUUUGUAACCCUAACAUUGAGCCACUGAAACAUGCUUUUGAGCAAA
Molecule: messenger RNA, 1611 nt
Organism: Physeter macrocephalus (sperm whale)
Lineage: Eukaryota; Metazoa; Chordata; Mammalia; Artiodactyla; Physeteridae
Gene: C19H12orf76
Product: chromosome 19 C12orf76 homolog
Exons: 2
Coding region: 16-234 (72 amino acids)
Source: RefSeq, a predicted model, not a curated record